AAAGCUCCCAAGGCGGGCGGGAAGCCGGGGAUCGAGGUUUGGUGGGGCAGGCCGCUGAAAGGGCCGCCCUUAGGCGGGUCCCUCAGUGUCGGGCAGUUGGUUGCGAGCUGCAGCCUCACCGUCAGCGUCCCAACCUGGAAGCUCCAUCCAUCCAAGCUCCGCUGACUGGUCGAGUUACCGACUUCGGCAGUCAAGACCCUACCUCAUUGCUUGCGAAAAACCCAAUUCCUGAUCGGAUAUCCUCCCUCUUUAUUCCAGGCCGGUCCUUCACUAAAACAAGCGACAAUGUCGGGCGCAGGGGACCGGGAAGCUGUCUUCCCGACGCGGCAAUCGUUAGGUCUAAUGAAGGCAAAGCUCAAGGGCGCCGAGACAGGGCACAGCUUGCUAAAGAGAAAGAGCGAAGCUCUAACCAAACGCUUCCGAGAAAUAACCCGGCGCAUCGACGAAGCCAAGCGUAAGAUGGGCCGCGUGAUGCAGAUCGCGUCGCUGUCGCUCGCCGAGGUGACGUACGCGGUGGGCGGCAACAUCGGGUACCAGAUCCAGGAGUCGGCCAAGGCGGCGCGCUUCCGCAUCCGCGCGCGGCAGGAGAACGUGUCGGGCGUGCUGCUGCCCGCCUUCGAGAGCUACCUGACCGAGGGCAACAACGACUUCGCCAUGACGGGCCUCGGCAAGGGCGGCCAGCAGGUGCAGCGGUGCCGCGAGACGUACGCGCGCGCCGUCGAGGCCCUGGUCGAGCUGGCUAGUCUGCAGACCGCGUUUGUCAUUUUGGAUGAGGUCAUCAAGGUGGUUAAUCGGAGAGUGAAUGCCAUCGAGCAUGUCAUUAUUCCGAGGACGGAAAACACCAUCAAAUAUAUCAACUCGGAACUCGACGAGCUCGACAGAGAAGAGUUCUACAGACUCAAGAAGGUGGCAAACAAGAAGCAGCGAGACACUGCCGCGGCAGAUGCCGAGAGAAAGAGAAUCAAAGAGGAGCAGGCGGCGAGAGGGCAAGAGAACCAAGCACCAGAGCCAGAAGAAGCAUCGGGGCCGGCGGAUAUUCUAGCUGCCGAAGAGGACGAGGAUAUCAUCUUUUAGUGGUUCUAUAUACCAAUUUGUACAGGCUGUUGGAUCGAUUGUGGGUAGAGCUAUUGGGCAAUCCCUCGUUUUGACAGGCAUGGGCGAAUGUCGGAGUUAGUUGCUUGCUUUUUUAUUGC
Molecule: messenger RNA, 1193 nt
Organism: Thermothielavioides terrestris NRRL 8126
Lineage: Eukaryota; Fungi; Ascomycota; Sordariomycetes; Sordariales; Chaetomiaceae
Exons: 8
Coding region: 286-1074 (262 amino acids)
Biological process (GO): vacuolar acidification
Cellular component (GO): fungal-type vacuole membrane; vacuolar proton-transporting V-type ATPase complex
Molecular function (GO): proton-transporting ATPase activity, rotational mechanism
Source: RefSeq, a predicted model, not a curated record